Messenger RNA from Hippocampus zosterae (dwarf seahorse), 2151 nucleotides. It is a transcript of the gene top6bl, whose product is annotated as DUF4554 domain-containing protein. NCBI's taxonomy places the organism in Eukaryota, Metazoa, Chordata, Actinopteri, Syngnathiformes, Syngnathidae. Gene Ontology annotation, biological process: meiotic DNA double-strand break formation. The coding region runs from base 179 to 1534 and encodes 451 amino acids. The record is from RefSeq and is a predicted model, not a curated record. The transcript has 14 exons.
GCCAAAUAUACUUCUGUGAAGUUAAUAAAAAUAUAGUAUUUUAAAAGUCCACUUAUAUCAUGCUGCCUCCAAUUUGGUGUCAAAUUUUACUAACAGUAUACCGGUACUUGAAGAAACUACUUUUUGCCCAGGUUAAUUAUAGCACCUGUGACUAUAUGACACACGGCUAUAUUUUACGAUGCUGGAACAAAUAAAGCAGGCACUACGGCUCUUUCUACUUUCGGGAAAGGACGGUCACUGUCAAGGGGGACUUUUAGUCCUUCUCUGGGCUGAACCAGGAGCCGCAAACUGCGCUGUUGCAGCUGCGGGUUCUAAAUGGGGAAGACUCCAACCGGAAACGCUCAAAAAUGUCCUCGUAGAUUUGAAGUUUUCCUGCGCAGGACCAAUUCCUGAGCCUGACCCACAGGAUCUGUGCGCUUUCAUUGAUAUGCACGGCUCUCUGAAAUUAUUUCUUCUUUUUCAGGUAAAAGAUUUAAGAUGCUUCAGUCCAGAGUGGUCUGCUGGUAUCAAAGAUUUCCUUCGUGUAUUUAGUCUGGCCAAUGCAGGGAUCAGCGUGCACCUGCAAAUAAAAUUCCCCCAGCAGACUAUUCAGCAAGAAUUUAGAGCGAGCUUCACCAGGAGAAUUACCCUGCCAAUGAAACCAGCACGAAUGUUAGAUGUCACCUGUAGUUCCUUCACCAACAAACUGGUGACAAAAGGAAGCUGGUGUCCCGGAGGCCACCCGGUCCUGGGCAGCAAUUUGCCUCUAAGCAUCCCACCUGAGACCAUGGACAGUGGCCUGUACGGCGAACUCAGUUUGCAGCUUGUGACCCUACUUUCACCUUGUGUGCUGCAGUACCCCAAUCUGGAAACCCUUCUUACGCACAUGGAAGUGCAGGCUUACACCCCUUCUAAUGUUCCCAUUACAUUCCCCCUUGCCUUCUUCCAAAACAUCCCAGCUCAUCUGGACUGCCAGGAAUUGGGGCAACGAAUCCUUCACUGCCCCUCCUACACAGGGCUUUCAUGUGAAGGCAGCAUUGUGUACGUGUUGGAGCAUGAAACCUGUCAGGAGCCUGAGAAAAGGUUCCAUUUGCACCCUGUAAAACAGAAACUCUUGAUCUUCCUCUUUCUGCAGCACACUGACCCGUUUGCUUCACAGCUCUCGGACUUCAUGGUCACUGAUGCCCUUAUUGAGCGCCAUCUGGAGGACAUUCUGAUCAACAACAGGCGGGCAGUCACAGGAGUGCUGCAGACGGAGUUAAGUAACACACUGAAGGCUCAAGAUCGCAGAAAAAGGGACCAAAAGAAACUCCUUUCGGCUGCUGAGGUCAUUCUCAGCGCAUCCAUCAGUAUUGUGAGCUGCAGCACCAACCUCAACUUCAGAAAAGCCUGCCUGAGUCACAUGCAGGUGAGUGAUACUCAUGAGCUGGUGGCCUCUCUGCGUGACUCCUUGCUGAGGGUGAUAUCAUGGAGAUCUGUCCCCAGGAAAGGGUGCUUCUCUGCUCAGGUAGAAAAGGGUCUAGAAAGUGCCGAUGAUACUAGAACAGAAAUCUGAUGCCCGGCUGUGUGUUUAAACAAAGUUUGCUCCUGGUUGAAAUGUAUUUGAACUAAAUCUGUUCACCUUUAGUUCAUAGCUUGAGAUGAAACUGAAAAGCUGUGUUUCUUUUCAACAACUACAAGUAAAACCAAAUGUGUACAUAACUGAUUUGGUUGGUUUAUUUCCGAACAGCAUGCUGUAAUAUACAGUACAUGUGCGAAAUGUGUCAUGAAGAUCAAUAAGCUUGAUGUGGGAAAUUAACCCAUUUUGCUGACCUAACCCAUUUUGCUGACCGUUUGUCUCAAAAUUAUGAUGUAUUAAUUGAAAAUAUAUUUUUGUUCAUCUAUCUUUGUGAGUGACGUAUCGUGAUGGGCAGAACAAUGAAAUGCCCUUUCAUUAGAUGGCAAAAGGUACAAGAAACCUGAGUUUCCCUAUCCACUUGUUACCAGAAGUUAUGGCUUACAGCCACGUCUAUCGACUUUAUGUUUAAUUAACUCACAUGGAGUAAAUUGAGAUGAAAUUGUCAUUAUUUAACUUUUCAUACUCUUUGUCAAAUUUGUGUUUGGUGGUGUUCCGUGAUGUUUUUCUCAUGUAAAAUGGGUGUUUUGGGUCACUAAAUAAAUACUGGUCUAAUA